Messenger RNA from Diuraphis noxia (Russian wheat aphid), 989 nucleotides. RefSeq names its product gamma-aminobutyric acid type B receptor subunit 1 (gene GABA-B-R1). NCBI's taxonomy places the organism in Eukaryota, Metazoa, Arthropoda, Insecta, Hemiptera, Aphididae. Gene Ontology annotation, molecular function: G protein-coupled GABA receptor activity. The record is from RefSeq and is a predicted model, not a curated record. Gene Ontology annotation, biological process: G protein-coupled receptor signaling pathway; gamma-aminobutyric acid signaling pathway. Gene Ontology annotation, cellular component: membrane; G protein-coupled receptor heterodimeric complex.
CCGAACUUGACGUUAUGGCUUUUACAUUUUAAUAUAACACAGUUAUGUAAACAAAUCGGUUUCGACUCUGUUUACCUGUCGACUAAAUGAUUCGAUUUGCAGUAAUCGUGUUAGUGCUGUUAACYGAUGUUCCGUUUUCAACAGAAGAAGACGAUAAUGUUUUACACAUCGGAGGUAUAUUCCCGAUUGGUGGUAAAGGUGGAUGGCAAGGAGGUCAAGCUUGUGAACCWGCGGUUAGGCUAGCACUGGAAGAUGUGAACAAGCAUAGCAUUCUAUCCGGAUAUCAAUUGAAAUUGCAUUGGAAUGACAGCGAAUGUGAUCCAGGACUUGGUGCAUCGGUAAUGUACGAUCUUCUGUAUAACAAGCCUCAAAAACUCAUGUUAUUAGCAGGAUGCAGUACUGUAUGUACAACUGUUGCCGAAGCGGCAAAAAUGUGGAAUUUAGUUGUUUUAUGUUAUGGUGCCAGUUCGCCAGCAUUGUCAGAUCGAAACCGUUUUCCUACAUUGUUUAGAACGCAUCCUUCAGCAACUGUCCAUAGUCCAACAAGAAUCACAUUAAUGAAAAAGUUUGAAUGGUAUAGAAUUGCGAUUCUUCAGCAAACUGAAGAAGUAUUUAUUUCUACAGUGGAAGAUAUUGAGACUCGAUGCAAACAAAAUGGCAUUGAAAUAAUUACUAGACAAAGUUUUGUUAGUGAUCCAGCUGACGCUGUUAAAAAUUUACGCAGACAAGACGCCAGGAUCAUUGUUGGUUUAUUUUACGUUGUUGCUGCCAGAAAAGUAUUAUGUGAGAUGUACAAACAGCAGUUAUAUGGAAAAGCCUACGUGUGGUUUUUUAUUGGGUGGUACGAAGACAAUUGGUUUGAAGACAACUUGGAAAAUGAAGGAAUUCAAUGUACGAAAAAAGAAAUGAGAAUUGCAGCCGAAGGUCACAUCACCACUGAAGCUCUUAUGUGGAAUCAAAACAUUAAUCAAAAGACUAUUUCUGGCAUG